AUGGUCUCGCUCUUCGCCCUCGCGCUCGUCGCCCUCCCUCUCGCCGUCACGGCCUCGUCCGGCGCGCCGCACUACUCGCACCCGCGCCGCAACACGGCCGCCGCCCUCACCGCCGCCGCGGCGCCGCACGCCCGCGCCGCCGUGCGCUACCGCGCCCUGCCCCGUACCGGCCGCCGCCUGUCGAAGCGCGGCGCAGGGGGAGGCGCCGGCACCGAGGCGACGCUCAAGUGCCUCACGGCGCACUCGUUCGCGCUGUGUGACGGCGACAGGUGCACCGACAUGGGUGCCGUGGCUGCCGGCACCAUGUGCAAGGACGGCGCCAUCACGUGGGACACGUCGUCCGAGGCCUCGUCCGAGGACUCGUCGGCCGCCACCGUCAGCUACGCCGAGAUCCCGUCGUCGUCCACCGCCGCCGCCGCUGCCGUCGAGACGCCCGAGCCCUCGUCGUCGUCCGAGUCCGCCGAGGACGAGACGCUCAGCGCCGCCCAGCCGCUCGCCAACAACGUCGCUGUCAAGACGAGCUCGGCCGCCGAGCCCGCCGCCACCGCCGUCGAUUCGGUCCAGCUCAACGUCGGCUCGUCCUCGUCCGACGACGACGACGACUGGGAGUGCGACUCGGACGACGUUUCGUCCUCCUCGUCGACGGCCUGGACCCCCGCCGCCUCGUCGACCACCACCGUCGACGACGUGCAGCUCAACGCCAAGCCGACCACGACGACGACCCAGGCGCCCGCGCAGACCUCGGCGGCUUCGUCCUCGUCGGGCGGCGGCACGACCUACACCGGUCGCGGGACGUACUACUACCAGUACGGAACGGCCGGGUCGUGCGGCAACGUCGCGUCCGACUCGGACUACGUCGUCGCCCUGAGCUACACGCAGGUCGACGGAGGAGCGCACUGCGGCAAAAAGGUGCAGCUCACCAAUACGGACAAUGGCAAGACGGUCACGGCUACGGUUGCCGACACGUGCCCUGGCUGCGCGUGGGGAGCCGUGGACUUGAGUGAAGGGGCCUUCCUCCAGCUCGGCACCCUCGACCAGGGCGUGAUUCCCCUGUCCUGGAAGUUCUUGUGAUCGGCACGAGCGUCGCCACCAGAAGAAGAACGACCCCCCUCUCCCGCCUCUCGUUGUUGUCCUCCUUCCUCGCCGUGCUGUGCACGCGCCUUUCUCUCUCUCUCUCUCUCGGUCUUAGCGAGCGCCUCGACGGCUGCUGCAACUCUUUUUCCCUUCUC
Rhodotorula graminis WP1 is the source of this 1229-nucleotide messenger RNA. RefSeq lists its product as uncharacterized. Bases 1 to 1071 code for a protein of 356 amino acids. The transcript has 4 exons. NCBI's taxonomy places the organism in Eukaryota, Fungi, Basidiomycota, Microbotryomycetes, Sporidiobolales, Sporidiobolaceae. The record is from RefSeq and is a predicted model, not a curated record.